UAGGGCUAAUGGGGGAGGGGGGCAGGGCCGGUUAGGGCCCGCCCAUAGCCGUGAUAGGCGGGAGUGCAGGUGGUUCUGUAUAUAAUAUGUUGAGUACGUUUGGGGACCCAGGCCCACUUCUGCUGACCAGAAUGAACAUUAUGAAGGGCUACAAUGUGGCUCCGUUGGUAGAGUGCCUGUUUGGCAUGAACAAAGUUCUGGGUUUGACUAUCAGCAGCACGGACACUGCAUGAACUGGGUACAGGGGCACAUGCAUGUAAUUCUAGCACUUGGAAAGUAGAAGCAAGAGUGAGUUCCAGGCCGGUCUGGGCUAAACAACAACAAAACCACAUGUUGACAGUAGGGUCUUUGCUGUUAUGAAUAGGUGUGGGUGUUUGUUCUGGGGAUAUGGUUCACUUUUGAGACAGAAUGAAGAGAUUUCAGUAGGAAGGAGGUUUGUAGAAGGUUCACUCUGAAGAGAAGUGAAAGGGGAUGGUGUGCCACCAUGCAAAUGUGAGGUCAGAGGUCAACUUCCAAGAGAGGCUGGGACACUACUUGUAUUUAUUCUCUUUAAUUUCCCUUCCCUCCUUUCUCUCCCUUUUUCUAAUUGUCCUUAGAUAGGAUCUCAGUUUGUAGUCCACCUGGCUACUGAAGUCACUAUGUGGUCUAGGCUGCUGUGGCCCUCAUGGCAAUCCUUCUGCCUUAGCCUUCUGAAUGCUGGGAUUACACAUCAGGGCUGUAAUGCCUCACCUGUUCAUUUAUUCUUUUUUGGUUUUCCUGUUGCUUUAAUUAUAUGUGUGUGCAUGUGUAUGGAUUCCAUAGUGUGUGUGUGUGUGUGUGUGUGUGUGUGUGUAUCAGAGGGUAACUUUUGGCAUUUUCAGGAUUUGUUCCUUCCUUCCACCAUGUGGGCUCUGGGAUUGAACCCAGGUCCUUGGGAUUGAUGUCAAUCCCCCUUUACCUGCUGAUCCAUCUCGCUGGCCCAUUGCUUUUUCAUAUUUUUUUUCUCCUAAGACAGGCUCUCUGAAUUCACUGUAUAGUAGAGGAUGACCUUGAACUUCUGAUCUCCCUCCCACCACCUCCCGAGAGCAGGGAAUUGCAAGCACACAUUUUAGACUAAACGACCACCAUACCGUGUCAUGGCGGCCAUACCUGUGUCAUUCUGUGUGCUGAGCUCUUUUCUAGGACAUGGGAAUCCACCUGGAGAGGGCAGGAAACAUCCUUUCUUGUGAGGGAACAGAUGGUAACUGUGUGAGUGGUACCACUCAAGGAAAAUAUUAUAGAGAUGGGGUGCAAUAGCAAUCAGGCAGAUGGCAAUGUUAGAUGGUCUGGAAGGGGCUGAGGUUCUGAAGCUUUCAAGAAGGCUUUCCAGAAAGAUGGCCUAGCCAGGGUAAAGAGUCUUUGCUAAGGGUGAGGGGGGUAUAUUUGUGUCGGGCUGGGGAGAGGCCGGUGGGGCUAGAAUUUGUUGUUGGAAUGGAGAUGGUGGACAGAGGUGGACCAUGCUGGGGAGGAAAGGCUGUGUGACUUAGAUUGUACCCUGGGUGGGAUUUUGCUGCAUAGAAAGGUUUUGCUAUCCCAGGCUGGCCUCAGACUCUAUGUAGCCAAGGAUGACUUUGAACUUCUGAUCUUCCUGUCUCUAACUCCUAAGUGCAGUGCUGGGACUCCAGGAGGUUGUCACCCACCAAGCUGGUGCUGAGGACCCGAUCCGAUCCUUGAACUUCUUUCAUACCAGGCAACCACAUGGCAUCCCCAGUGCUAUCUCAAGCUUGCAGUCUUUAAGAUGGUGUCCACUAUGUAGCCAUGGUUGACCUGGAAACGGCUCUGUGGCCCAGGCUAGCUUUUUUUUUUUUUUUUUUCAGAGCUGGGGACCAAACCCAGGGCCUUGUGCUUGCUAGGCAAGCGCUCUACCACUGAGCUAAAUCCCCAACCCUGAGCUAGCUUUUAACUCACAGAAACCCAUCUGCCUCUGUCUCCUUAGCACUGGAAUUAAAGGUGCAUGUCACCAGACCGCCUUCCACCUUCAGUUUUAAGAUGGGGAUUGUGGUGAAGGGUCAGCUUGGUGGUGGUUAGGGCUGGGGAAGAGAGGUCGGCAGAGUCAGGAAGUUUUCCCGGUGGAUGGGUGGAUGGUCCCGUAUUACCAUAGGGGGAUGAAUCCAGAGUGUAGAUUACAGAGUUCAUGGAAAGCAGGAGAGAUUCCGAGUAAUGGUGGGAGAUGUGACAGAGCUGGCUGAUGGACUGGGGUGUGUGGCCCUUCGCUGAAUGGAGGAAGUGACUGCAUGGACUUUAAUGGGGCAGGAGGCUGCAGAGGCAGGGGUGCAGAGUGUAUCAGGAAGGGUAACUUACUGCACACAUGCCGCCUGCCCAGCUCCUGCCCCAUCUCCAGAUCAAUGGAGAGUGUUAGCCAGUUACAGCCUAACCCAGUUAUAGCUGUAGGAUCCUUUCUAGCACAGCCUUGGUGAGCAUUUCAAGUGUACCUUUCACACGGUGCUAGCAGGAAGAAGGAAACCAUCCAAGUCUGGCUUCAGAGGCACCAGGAAGAUACACUUCAGUUUGCUUGUCUGUUUUGUAGAAAGGAGCCAAGUGGACUCCUUAGGGUUUCUGACAUUGCUUGAUUCUCCUGUGCUGGUGCACAGAAGAGGACCUUUACUGGGUGAGGCUUAGUGUGAUGGCACAUGUCUAUAUUCCCAGCACCCAGGAGGCUGAAGACGGAGCAUUGUGAGCUUAAGGGUUCUAGGAGACUAUGCCAAAUGCAAAACAAAACAAAACAAAACAAAAAAACCUAAAAAAUACUCAACACCUCCUUCCUGUCCAUCUGGCCUUCAUUUCUCCUGCUACUCCCUGUAUAAUUUGUAUUAUAAUUACUUUUAGUUAAUUAAGGCAGUGGGGAUCCAGUUUUUCAGUUUCUCUAGCCACAUCUGAAGGCACAUGCUGCUUCCAUCAACAGAGUUGGCUAGGGUAUGUCAAUGUUUAAAUUCUGCAUCCUGAGCACCCCUCCCCCAGCACACACUGUCAUUUUUCUCCACGGGAGGCCUGCCUGACAUCUGGAACAGAAGAAUGAGUUGUUUUUUUACUUUGAUUAACUCUCCUUGCACCACAAGCUGAGAAUUCUGCACAACCUCCUCCUCCCUGGUUCAUCUUGUCCUCAAAAAGACAGACCCAUUGAUAGUUCAGGAGGUGACAGGAAAGUUAGCUCUGGAGGUAAAUCCAGAAAGGCUUUCUGGAGGAGGCAUCCUAACUGCACACACAGGAGGAUGAGGGUGAAAGCUUAUUUUUAUUAAAAAUAUGAAUGCAGUGGUGAUGGUUGUGAUGCUGAUUGUGGGAAUGAUGGUCAUGAGGGUGAUGAUGACAGUGGUGGCAGUGGUGGGGUUGGUGGCAGUGGCUGUGGUGAUGAUGUAUGGCACAAAGCAAGUGUGGAGGUCAGAAGACAGUUUGGGGGAAUUGAUUCCCACGGUGGGAUUCAGGAUUGAACUCAGGCCCUCCAGCUUGGCAGCAGUUUUACCCACGGAGACAUCUUGUUAUGUUGUAAUAACUUCUCACGUAGCUCAGGUUGUGUGACUGAGGAUGACAUUGAACUUCUCAUCCUCCUGUCUCAGGUGCUAGUGUUAUGUCAGGUGAACGGGAUGCUCAAUGGGGUGCUCAGGAUGGAGCUGACUGACCUACGUCCCUAGAGCAAAGCUUCAAAUGUGCCCUGGCUGUGUCUUAUCAAAUCCUCACAUAAUGUUGUGAAGAAAGCAAACUACUCCCAGGCUGCGGCUGAAGCUCCAGAGACAAAAAUGCUGCCUCUCACUUGUCAAGUCCCUAGACCAGGAUUUGAACUUAGCUGUGGGAAUUCUGAAGGGAACAGAAGGUGAUGGGAAGCAGAGCAGGAAGUCAGGGGCAGUGUGGGGGAGGACUGGGUCAUUAUGGGCGACUGUGAUUCAUUCUCUGUCAUCCCUGGAGAUCUGACCCAGGUCUGAGGAUGCUCACAUUGGGAUCUUUCCCAUCCUGUGGGAAUGGCAUUUGGGGAGGAUGUGCGGGUGGAGAGGAAGACAGGGCCUAUUCCUGUGCUAAUGGGUGUGGAGAGGGAUGCAAAGCCCAAGAACCCAGUUAAGGUGGGAGCCCUUUCUCCAGCACAUUCUUGGGGACUGGCCGGCCUAGAGAGGAUUAGGAAGCACAUAGGGAAGGCGGCUAGUUCCUCCCAAGUCCAGUUCUGCUGGCCCAUGCUGGAUCCAGCAACCUCACUUCUUACCACAUCCUGCUCCUGAUAAGGGUCACCUUGGAGAGAGAAGGCCGCUCGGGAGAGGCCUCUGUGGCGGCCCAGGCGCUCCCUGCAGCCGCGUCCCUGGCCCGCUGGGUCCCGGUGGUAAAGAUGCAGGCAUCGCAGCGCCUGCAGGGACCGCCCGCGCCUGGAGCCCUCAGCGCCUCUCGCGGCAAUUGGGAGCUGAUGUCACCGGCGCCCCCGGGCGCCGCGGACCCUGGCAGUGAGGUAGCGCCGACGCUCGGAAUCCUUCAAUUCCCACAUGGUCCUCCGGUCACGCUGGCUCCCCGGGUUUCUGCGACCUGGGACCCCGGGCUAGCUGCAAGCGCAAUGGACAGGGCUAGGGAAGAAGCGGACACAGAGUUGCAGAGGAAACUAGAUCAUGAGAUCCGGAUGAGGGAAGGGGCCUGCAAGCUGUUGGCGGCCUGCUCCCAGCGAGAGCAGGCUCUGGAAGCCACCAAGAGCCUGCUGGUGUGCAAUAGCCGGAUUCUCAGCUACAUGGGCGAGCUGCAGCGGCGCAAGGAGGCCCAGGUGCUGGGAAAGACAGGCCGGCGACCUUCCGACAGUGUGCAGCCCCCUGAGCGCUCUCCUUGCCGAGGCCGGGUCUGCAUCUCUGACCUCCGGAUCCCACUCAUGUGGAAGGACACAGAGUAUUUCAAGAACAAAGGCGAUCUGCACCGCUGGGCUGUGUUUCUACUGCUGCAGCUUGGGGAACAGAUUCAGGAUACUGAGAUGGUCCUGGUGGACAGGACCCUCACAGACAUCUCCUUUCAGAACAAUGCGAUUUUAGGUCCUCGAUACCACCUCUUGGCCCACACCACUCUCACUCUAGCGGCAGUGCAAGAUGGAUUCCGUACACAUGACCUCACUCUCACCAGUCAUGAGGAGAACCCUGCCUGGCUGCCCCUUUAUGGUAGCAUGUGUUGCCGCCUGGUGGCUCAGCCUCUCUGCAUGACUCAGCCUACUGCAAGUGGUACCCUCAGGGUGCAGCAAGCCGGGGAGCUCCAGAGUGGGACACUUGUACAUGGAGUCCUGAAAGGCACAAACCUCUUUUGCUACUGGAGAUCUGAGGAUGCAGAUUCUGGGCAGGAGCCACUGUUCACUAUCCUCAUCAACAAGGAGACUAGGGUCCGGGCAGGGGAGUUGGAGCAGGCCCCGGAGUGGCCUUUCACCCUCAGUAUCAGCAACCGGUAUGGAGAUGAUGAGGUGACAAACACGCUCCAGGUGCAGAGCAGGGAUGCCCUGCAGAGCUGGAUGGAGGCGCUGUGGCAGCUGUUCCUUGACAUGAGCCAGUGGAAACACUGUUGUGAUGAAGUUAUGAAGAUCGAAACUCCUGCUCCCCGGAAACCACCCCAAGCACUGGCCAAGCAGGGGUCCUUAUACCACGAGAUGGUCUUAUCAGAGCCCGUGGCCUCGGGAGGUCCCUGUGAGGGGCUGCUCCUGCAGAAUAAUGCCAUCUCGGCUGAGAUCCGGGCCUUGCUUUCUUCCUAUUACAGUGACAGGUGACAGGCAGGGCUGAGCAGGCAGGGCUUGAGCUCUGACUAGCCCCCUCCCCUUCCCCCCUCCCUGCUGCCACAGCCAUUGAGCCACUAGAGGACAUCGCAGCAGUGACAGACAUCCUGGCCCAGCGGGAGGGCACAAGGCUGGAGCCGCCCCCACCCUGGCUAGCAAUGUUUACCGACCAGCCUGCCUUGCGUAGCUCCUGCUCGCCUGCCUCAGUCCCAACCUGGACGCAACCCCUGCCCUGGGGAAGACCCCGCACCUUUUCCCUGGAUGCUGUCCCUGCAGACCACUCCCUUGGGCCUUCUCGCUCGGUUGCACCCCUUCCCCCACAGCGAUCCCCACAAUCCAGAGGUUUCUACAGCAAAAGUCAGCUCAGCACAUGGCUCCAGUCCCCAGUGUGAGAGGCACCAGCAAGAGGAUGGCCAAGAGAGAAAAUGACCCAAGGACAACUGGACUCUAGGGCCAGCUGGCCAGCUUGGGCUCCUCUUCCUCCACUGGACAAGGACAGAAGGCUGGGGAGGGGUGACACAAACCCUUCUUAAGUUGUGGUUAGAUGGUACUGAGGGGACCAUUCCCGGAGCUGGCUAGGACCCCCCCCCCCAAGCGCUUCCUGGGAGAAAACUGGAACAACUCUGCCCUACCUCCCUACACUAACCAGCCUCCAGGGCUGCACUGGAGAGCGGAGAGGAAAGCACCUCCCUUGUGACCCCUACAUCAACCAUUAAAAGUUAUUUAACAGCUCGAA
Molecule: messenger RNA, 6461 nt
Organism: Rattus norvegicus (Norway rat)
Lineage: Eukaryota; Metazoa; Chordata; Mammalia; Rodentia; Muridae
Gene: Rtkn
Product: rhotekin
Biological process (GO): signal transduction
Source: RefSeq, a predicted model, not a curated record